AUGACUGGAGCUGGCAUCUCGACUUCUGCUGGGAUACCCGACUUUAGAAGCCCAGGAAGUGGUCUCUACAAUAAUCUGCAGAAAUACAACCUCCCUGAUCCGCAAGCGGUCUUCGACAUCUCGUUCUUUCAUGAGAAUCCUGAGCCGUUCUUUGCAUUAUCCAAGGAACUAUUCCCGGAGAACCUCAAGCCAACUCCGUGCCACUAUUUUGUGAGGCUCCUCGAAAAGAAAGGAAUUCUUAGAAGAUGGUUUACACAGAACAUCGAUUCACUGGAAUUCCUAACUGGAAUACCUGAAGAUAAGGUUGUGACUGCUCACGGUUCACAUCGCACGAGCACGUGCACCAGGUGCAGUAAAAAGUUCGAUUUACAGUGGCUUGAAGAGCGGCUGAAGGAUAAAGAUUGUCUAGUGCCGCGAUGCGACAAGUGUGAGGGCGUUGUCAAACCGGAUAUAAUUUUCUUCGGGGAAAACUUACCGAAACGCUUCUUCCAGUGUGCUAUCUCGGAUUUUCCCAAGUGUGAUCUGCUGCUCAUAAUGGGGACAUCAUUAGUGGUUCAACCAUUUGCUAGCAUGGUGAACGAAGUACGUUUGUUCGGAUCUUCCAGAUACCUCGCGUGA
Messenger RNA from Cooperia oncophora, 618 nucleotides. NCBI's taxonomy places the organism in Eukaryota, Metazoa, Nematoda, Chromadorea, Rhabditida, Trichostrongylidae. The record is from the annotation of a GenBank genome assembly.